Messenger RNA from Clupea harengus (Atlantic herring), 2424 nucleotides. RefSeq names its product zinc-binding protein A33-like. The transcript is spliced from 6 exons. The record is from RefSeq and is a predicted model, not a curated record. Gene Ontology annotation, molecular function: protein binding. Bases 491 to 1900 code for a protein of 469 amino acids. Lineage: Eukaryota; Metazoa; Chordata; Actinopteri; Clupeiformes; Clupeidae.
GGAGAAACUUCCCGCUCUGCUCAAGGAUUAUCUCUCGUUUAAUGGUAGAUACCACUGGAUCAGAGAUCAUAAAUAACGGGCAUUGGGAUAGAACAGAGUUAAAGUGGACAUGGAUGACGUCCUCGUUAGAAACAGAAAUGGCAGUAAAAGGUUUGUGGUUUAGGGAUUAUUAGCUAUUAUAUGUGAAUUCCAAUUCAGAAUGGUCAAACUAACACUGAAAACGUGGCUGCGUUGACUUAGCCUACCUACAUUAUCUUAGCUUGUUAGCUAGCUUGUUUAGUAAAUUAUAAUUACAGAGGAAAUCGCGAAGUGUAUUCUUCCUGCUGUUAACUAGCUUUGAAAACGUAUGUAGCGUUAGUCCUUUAACUGACUUAGAGUCCUGAGAUUGAUUUCCCCCACAAUCAAUAGUUUAAAGGACGUUUGAUAGCUAGCUAACCUGAAGCAACUGAAGUUAACGCUAGGUAAAGUUAUCUAAAUUACAUUACAUACAAUGGCAUUCAAACGGCCAUUUCGGGCGGAGGAUUUGAGCUGCCCAGUAUGUCAGCACAUCUUUACGAAUCCUGUGAUCUUGACGUGCUCGCAUAGUGUAUGUAAAGACUGCUUAACUAAGUUCUGGGAAGUUAAAGGAACAAAAGAAUGUCCAAUGUGCGGGAAAAGGUUGCUCGACGACCCACCCCUUCUUAACCUUAUUCUGAAGAACCUGUGCGAAUCCUUCGUUCAGGAGGAAAAUAAGCGAGCGCUGCUCUGUAGUCAACAUAAACGAAAACUUGAACUGUACUGUCUGGAGGAUAAGGAACCCGUGUGUGUGGUGUGUAGAGACUUGGAAACACACCAAAAUCACAACUUCAGUCCCAUCGGUGAAAUAGCUUCCGGCAUUAGGGGGAACAUCAUGGUCAAGCUGCAGGGCCAGGAGAACAAUCUGAAGUCCAUUAGUGAGCUCAAACUCGCCUGUGAUAAAAUGUCAGAGCACAUUGAGACGCAGUUCCUGAGCACAGAGAAGCAGAUCAAGGAGGAGUUUGAGAAACUCCACCAGUUCCUACGAGAUGAAGAGGCGGCCAGGACAGCUGCACUGAGGGAGGAAGAGGAGCAGAAGAGUCAGAUGAUGAAGAUGAAGUUAGAUGACGCAAGGAAAGAUGUUCUAGAGCUGACGAAGCGCAUCCGAGAAACAGAGGAGGACAUGGCCGCUGACGACGCCUCAGUCGUGCUGAACUACAAGACAAUAGUGGAAAGAACUGAUUACACACUGUGGGUGCUACGGGUGAAUUUAGGAGAACUGAUUGAUGUGGCGAAACACCUGGGCAAUGUCAAGUUCAGUGUGUGGGAGAAGAUGCAGGAGAUUGUUAAAUACACGCCUGUGGUUCUGGACCCGAACACCGCUCACCCAGAACUGUCUGUGUCGGCGGACCUGACCAGUGUGAGGCGGACGGAGGAGCUGCAGCCCGUUCCCCCCAACCCUGAGCGCUCCCUGCAGAACAUGAGCGUGCUGGGCUCCGAGGGCUUCAGCUCCGGGACGCACUGCUGGGACGUGGACGUGCGGAACAAGAGUCGCUGGGUCCUGGGCGUCCACACCGAGUCCUCCCUCUUGUUAUUAGACACAAACCUCUUCUCCUUCAGUGGCCUGUGGUACUUGGAGAACGACUGCGGGCUCUACGUGGCCGGUACCACCCUGCAGCGCGAGACCAGACUCCGGGUCACCGACACCCCCGACUGGAUCCGUGUCCGACUGGACCUGGAUCGGGGGAAGGUGACGUUCUCCGACCCGGGGAACAAGAAACACCUGCGGACCUUCAGGCACAGCUUCGCUGAGAGCGUCUUUCCGUACUUCGCUACUCACUGUGCGCGCUCACCGCUGAAGAUAUCACCAGUGAACACCACCGUCACUGUGCAGAAGAUCAAGUAGAUUAUGUAUUUGUGAUUAAUAUUAUUGGUUAGUUAUUAGUUUUGAAUUGCUUCGUCUUUUCAGUCCUACCAUCAGUUACACAGUGAUGAUCUCAGACAUGGUUAUAAGACGACCUGUCAUAGUUCAUAGUUCAUAGUUCAUGUUCUGGGUGUGCACCUCUCUAACUGAGGUCUGCUCAGUCAUCUCCAUGGCAACUACAUGGGUCUUCCGUUCUCUUUCUCCAGCUUAAUGUGAUUGGUCAGUGUCAGGUCAGCCGGUCAUGCAGCAGGAAGUUCAGUUCCAGCCAAUCAGCUGUUGUAGUGUGGAUACGUUUCCUGUGUGUUUGUUUGUUUGUUUUGUUAAAGCGCUGACUAAACAGUGCACUAGCCAACACCUCCAUUACUUCGUGUCCUCUGCAGUCUGUGCAUUAGGCUAGGAGAUGAGCUCAACUGUACUCCCCUCCCUCUCUGCAGUGUGUGUUGGGUUUUGAAUGUUUAUUCAUGUUAGCAGCUCUGUGUCAAAUGGAGAAUAAAUUGUUACGUGAA